Molecule: messenger RNA, 1235 nt
Organism: Anolis sagrei ordinatus
Lineage: Eukaryota; Metazoa; Chordata; Lepidosauria; Squamata; Anolidae
Source: RefSeq, a predicted model, not a curated record
AUGAUAAUACUUUUUUCUUCUUCGUGGUUUCUGUUUAGGACUGGAGAAAGUUCAUUCAGAGCUUGCUUUUCAUUUCACUCUUCUUUUAGUGAGAUCCGGGAUUUUGUGAGCUAUAUUUGCCCUGGCAAUGUGUGUCCCAGUGUAAUUCCAACAAGUGCAACAGAGGAGAGAGUUAUAGAAAUUUUAAAACCAUUGUGCCGAAUGUACAGUCAAAGGAACAAACCAAUGUAUAAACCACUUGGGGCACUGAAGAGAGCCAGAACAUCGGAUCAAACAGAUUCAGGUUGUGAUGGUGGUGAUCUCUUCAAUACAGAACGAAUUUGUAUCAGAUCCAAGCUUCCUAAACUGUUGCCAGACAACAAACCUCUUGUGCAAAACCACGAAGACAGGUAUAAGGUGUCUUCCAUGCCUAAUUCUGUGAAAGUAAAUUUUGUGAAGUGUGAAGAACCCAAUGAUGACGAGGAGAAGUCUGAGAGAGAGAUGUUUUGGGUGCCCAAAGGAGGAGUGCCCAAAGUUGGACUGGCCCAUUCAGAACCAAGUUCCAAGCAAAAUGAAGAUGUACAGCUGGGUAAUUUGGAAAUGCCCAAAUGGGAGAACUUUUUUCGGCAUAACAAGGAAGAUACAGAUACUUCCGAACAUGAGGACAGUGAUCUGCCACCUACAGAACUAACCGAGCCAGACUCACCUAGUCUGUUUAGUGACAGUGACUCGACUCAUAUCUCCUCCCAAAACUCUUCUCAGUCAACACAUAUAUCUCAAGAAGAAGGGUUGGACAGCCAGGCGGAUACCCUACCCAUAUGUACCCAACAACGAAGGCAUCUUGAACUCAGCUCUUUCAAGAGGUGACUAAACAAGGCAAAGUUUUAUACACCUUUUAGAGAAAACAAUGCAUACCUUUGAAAUGUUAAGUGUGGAAUGGAAAGUCAGAGCCCAGUAAAUGAAUGUACAGCAGGCCUGUACUUUGUGGGGGUUAAGGGCAUAGAACCCCUAUGAAAGAAGAAAAAAUGUGUUAUGCUAAAAGACUUAAAGAGAUUCCCAGAGGUAUUUUAUAAGAAUAUCUAGGUCCUCUAGCAAAAAUAUGGUCAUUGGCCAGGAUACAUUGAUCAUUGAAUUGGAGCUAAACUUGGGAACAUAUUACACCCACAGAUACGGAAGAUCGAUUGUAGGCAGACAGAAUUAGCAUGAGACAUGAGUAAACAGGAAGAGAAAUGUAUUGUCGAAGGCUUUCAUGGCCG